AUCUCCAUAGAAACGUGUCAGUUUCAAUAGUAGUGUCAAAGUUCACUAUAUACAGACAUUCGCGCAGAUCCCCGUUUCGGAAACAUUGCUCCGCUGGUCUUCCCGUUUAAACGCAUUCAUUUUGGGGUCUCUCCUCCUUGCAUAUUCUAUUAGUUGUGUUUUUUUCUUUUUAUCUCUUCGCGUUCGCUCCAUUCCUGCUGGAGAGGUGAAACUACAUGGGCACUUCGGCGACGCGGUCUUUUUGCUGGGCGAGAUGAGGUUUAUUUAAGAAUAUAGAUGUAAAAUCCCGCUCAUCAGUUUUUCCUCCCCUCCGACAGCGAAGACGGGAGUAAGGAGCAAGGAAGAAAGGAGAAGGGAAUUUAUUUCUCGCAGCACUUUGGAUCGCGUGUGUUUUUUUGAAAGAUUCUAUGUUAAUUUCUACGUCCAUGUGAAUCGCUCUUGUCUCCUUUCUGGCUAUUUUAUACCAAACUGCAUUUGUGUUACGUCUGGCUCGCUUUUUCUUCAGGAUUGGGUUCCUGAAUGGCUGACUGCAAUUUACCUUGGAACUGGCCUCCCGAUGCUUGCAUAUCCUGAUCGGGUGCCUAUUCUAUCGCCUCCUGUUUUUUGAAUGUAUUGAUCGUGUUCUGCGCCCUUCUUUCUCCUAUGAGAUUGUUUUCUACUAUUUGACUUUGCACUGUCGUGUUUGAGAUCUUUUUUUUCCCUCUCCCUCGAAUAAUAAAUCCCAGCGAUCAGUUCGCUUUAUAGCACUUUCCGGGCCCGAGAUAUGGCAAUGGUAGUUAGCGUCUGGCGAGAUCCGCAGGAAGACGUGGUCGGAGGACCUCCAAGCGGCCCCAAUCCAGCAACUCAGCCGGCGAGGGAGCAACAGCAGGCGGCGUCGGCAGCACCGCACACUCCGCAGACCCCGAGUCAGCCCGGACCCCCGUCAACACCAGGGACUGCUGGAGACAAGGGGAGUCAGAAUUCUGGACAGAGUGGCGCACAGCAUAUAGAAUGUGUUGUUUGCGGAGACAAAUCGAGCGGCAAGCACUAUGGUCAGUUCACCUGCGAGGGAUGCAAAAGUUUCUUCAAGAGGAGUGUCCGAAGGAACUUAACGUAUACAUGUCGUGCCAAUAGGAACUGUCCCAUUGACCAACACCACCGAAAUCAGUGCCAGUACUGUCGGCUGAAGAAAUGUUUAAAAGUGGGAAUGCGGCGGGAAGCGGUUCAGCGAGGACGAAUGCCUCCAACCCAACCGAACCCAGGCCAGUACGCGCUGACAAACGGGGACCCUCUGAACGGCCAUUGCUAUCUCUCCGGAUACAUCUCGUUAUUGCUUCGGGCCGAGCCUUACCCGACGUCCCGAUAUGGAAGCCAGUGCAUGCAGCCCAACAAUAUCAUGGGUAUCGAGAACAUCUGCGAGCUGGCGGCUCGCUUGCUCUUCAGCGCCGUGGAAUGGGCGAGGAACAUCCCUUUCUUUCCCGAUCUGCAGAUCACCGACCAGGUGUCCCUUCUCAGGCUGACGUGGAGCGAAUUGUUUGUGCUAAACGCGGCUCAGUGCUCCAUGCCUUUGCAUGUGGCCCCUCUGCUCGCCGCGGCAGGCCUCCACGCCUCUCCGAUGUCCGCGGACAGAGUCGUGGCUUUCAUGGAUCACAUUCGAAUCUUCCAGGAGCAGGUUGAGAAACUCAAGGCCCUGCACGUUGACUCGGCGGAGUACAGCUGCAUCAAGGCAAUAGUACUCUUCACAUCAGACGCUUGCGGCCUGUCAGAUGCGGCACACAUCGAAAGCCUGCAGGAGAAGUCUCAGUGUGCCCUGGAGGAAUACGUGAGGAGCCAGUACCCUAACCAGCCCAGCCGCUUUGGCAAGCUCUUGCUGCGGCUGCCCUCUCUCCGCACCGUCUCCUCGUCGGUAAUUGAGCAGCUGUUCUUCGUCCGCUUGGUAGGUAAAACUCCUAUUGAAACCCUCAUCAGGGAUAUGCUAUUAUCCGGGAGCAGCUUCAACUGGCCUUACAUGUCCAUCCAAUGAUCCGAAUGAGAGUGACAAAAAAGAGAAAAAGGACCAAAAUUCAGCAUCCCGUGCCAGAAGACGAUAUAUAGGACCUUUCUGAACACGUUGGAAGACACGACAUGUUUUUGUCUCCUGGGACGAUCUGAGAUGGAAUACGUUAUGUACAGAAAAUAUGGAACUGGACUUACACCUCUGUAAAUCCACUCUCUUCUUCAAGAACAGUACUCUUCAUUUUGUAAAAUACUAGUCUUUAUUUUCCUUUUUUGUAAAAAAAAAAAAAAAAAAACCCACAAAUAAAAUGAAAAACAUCAUAUGCGCAGUAAGAAAAAAAAGAAUCAAGACUUAGCGGGAAAAUAAUGUUUCCAAGCAAUUAUAAGAAAUGUCCUGUGUCUAUGUACCUCUCUGUUUUGUAUUUUUUCUGGUUCUAAACCAGCUUUUCUGUGAUUCUAUACUAAUAAUUUUUGAUAUAACCUUUUGCUUCUUAUAAUGAGUGCGAUAUAUGUUGUCGAAGCUAUGUUCUCCAAGAAUUAAAAUUGAAGUGAGAAUUUAAAACAGAAAAAUAAAGAAAUUUAGACAAAUAAGAAACAAGUCUAAUCGCUAUGACAAUAUCACCACUGAUGGUUGAACUUUUUCCAAUUGAUACUAUGGACCUGCAACUGCAGCAUACUGACCUCGUGGACAUUUUGAGGAGAGGACGUCUGUGGCGCCUUUUUCCUGGUCAUGAGUGUGUGUGGAGUCGAUCAUCAGUCAAAGAGGAGAGACAUGAAAAUCAAAAGCACUUUUAAUAUAUCAUUUCAAAUACAUUUUGUUUGUUUCGUCUUGAAAUUUUCAUUGUUUCUUGAAUUUUAUUGGUUGUUGCCUUCAAUUUGCUUACUCCAUAAUGCAGCUUUUGCAGAAGGGUCGGUUGAUGAAGUUGUGUGAUGGUGACUGUACUAUUAAAAAUGAAAUAGGCAACAAUGUCUCACUCUCAAGAAUGUUCAUCUGAAGACAGAGGCGCGUUUGCGCUCAUUGUAUGGCAUAGCAUAUUGCCAAACCAAAUAUGGGGGUCCUCUUUUUUCUUUUCUUUGCGCCACUCUACUUCAUACACAUGUUUAGGCAACCUUCUGUAUUUUCCAUAUAAGCGUUUUCCAGUGUUGUCUUGCGUAAUUACUCUAAAUAUUAAAAUUCAUUAUUGGCA
Molecule: messenger RNA, 3161 nt
Organism: Esox lucius (northern pike)
Lineage: Eukaryota; Metazoa; Chordata; Actinopteri; Esociformes; Esocidae
Gene: nr2f1a
Product: nuclear receptor subfamily 2, group F, member 1a
Exons: 3
Coding region: 764-2002 (412 amino acids)
Biological process (GO): negative regulation of transcription by RNA polymerase II; cell differentiation; anatomical structure development
Molecular function (GO): zinc ion binding; nuclear receptor activity; RNA polymerase II cis-regulatory region sequence-specific DNA binding
Source: RefSeq, a predicted model, not a curated record